AUGACGUUCGUCUACAGUAACCGAGUCGUGUUCGGCUUUACCGUCAUUUGUCAGCAGAGCGGAAAUGAGAGUGAAGUGGCGGCGGUGCAAGUGGAUCCAGGUGAGAAAAUUGGAAGGGAAGUUUCGGAGACGGUGCGGCAAUCUUGUCUUUAGACUAUUACCUGCUCGACUCCCUGAACGUCGCCUGGAUGUUCACCGCCACCGCGAUCGGAAUGUGUCUCGGCCCGGCGCCGUUCUACUUUGCCCACUUCCUGAGCACCCGCGUGCUCAUCUUCUCCUACGGACUCGUCUCGGCGCUCUCCUCGCUCUUCUACCCGCUCGCCGAUUCGCUCGGCUUCUGGCCCGCCCUCGUCUGCCGAUUCUUCGCCGGAUUCGCGCAGGCCAGCCAACUGCACUUCACAAACGACGUCGUGCUGAGAUGGACGCCCCACUCGGAGGCCUCGUUCUUCUUCUCCAUCAUGCUCGCCACCUCGCAAUUCGGCCCCCUCUUCACCAUGAUUCUCGGCGGUGAAAUGUGUUCUUCCUCGUUUUUCGGAUGGGAAGCCUCCUACUACGUACUUGGAGUAGGUACUUUCAUCGCCUCGGCCGCUUUCGCCUAUUUUUACUCGGACAGUGUCGAGGAUAACAAGUGGGCGCAAUCUUUUUCCGUUUCAUUCUCCCCCUAAAUCUUCCAGAAACCUCGAAGAAGCCGAGAAGAAGUACAUUCUGGCGGGAAAGCAUUCGACGAAGGAGAAAGAGACGGUUCCGUACAGGGCUCUCCUCAAAGACUGGACCAUUUGGAUCAGUCUGCUCAUGUUCACCGGCUACUAUCUGGCCAUGAUCGUCUAUCAACAGUACUCGCCGAUCUUCAUCAAACAAGUAGGGAUCAGGGGUAAAAGGAACGAAACCGUAACCAAAAUUGCCAGGUUCUUCACUUUACGAUUCGAGAAACUGGAUAUUUCUCGGCGAUUCCUCAGCUCAUUGCAAUUUUCAUCAAAAUUGGAUGUGGCAGGCUGCUGGGUAAGUGCUUUCAAAAAGAAAAACUAUAGUACUCUAUAGUCUAUAGAGUACUACUGUAUCAGCUGGGUCUCUUCUCCUAGUUUCUUUUAAACUUUUCUGCUUGUUAGCAAAUGGAGACUUUUUCGUUCCGUUUUCCAGACGUCAAAUUCGGUUGUGGUCCCAAACUCACGCUGGUCAUUCCGCUGCUCAUUCUGGAAUCCAUGAGUGCAUUCUCGCUCUUCCUCACUGGAUUCGUACGUUUUCCCCUCUCUCUCCCCGUUUCCCUUUAUCUCUGCACUUUUCGAGUUGGACGACCGUGUGUGGGCGCUCGUUUGCAUGAUGAUUUUCGCCUCUUUGCACUUUUUCGUGCCCGUCAUCUGCAGUCGAACCAUUCAAAUUGUGAGUCCUUCAGAGAUUUUGCCAAACAAAACAUGAGAUUUGAAGAGAGCCGCCCAACACUCGCACUUUGCUUUGAAUCUGAACAUGGUGAUCGCUGGAAUCGCUCAGAUUCUCAUUCCGAUGGGAGUUCAGGCGGCGGUGCCGACUAACACGAGACACGAGGUUGGUUAGGAAAGGGGGAGCAUUCAAAGCAACGUAUCUCAGCUGUCGGUGGAGAUACCAAAAAGUUGUCAACAGAUAAAAUAUACACAAUUUGUUAAUGAACAUUUCAUUAGUUGACAACUUUCCGAUAUCUCUACAGACAGCUGAGAUAUCUUGAAAAAACGGAAAGUGUUUCACCAAGAUUACAAGCAAACUUAAAAAGCAAGAUUCGAGAUGUCUAAACAGUCUGAAUCCCGUUUUCAGUGGUCGUUCGUCUUCUACUUCCUCGUCAUCACGAUCGUCGUCACUUCCGUCUUCUACACACUCUUCUCUCGUGUUUCCGCCGCCGAAUGGACUGCUCAGAAGAGGUCGGAAGGGUAUACGAUCUACCGACUAUCGGACAUUUCUCCGCCCGAACCGAUCACUAUUCCGAUGCCCAGAGACCUCAAAUAUUGA
This is a messenger RNA of Caenorhabditis sp. 36 PRJEB53466, 1974 nucleotides long. The record is from the annotation of a GenBank genome assembly. NCBI's taxonomy places the organism in Eukaryota, Metazoa, Nematoda, Chromadorea, Rhabditida, Rhabditidae.